UUAAUCCAUGAUUUUUACACCUUCCUCCUUCCCAAUCCGCCGGUUCACAGUGCGGAGCUCACCUACGUCCUCGUCGUCCUCAAUCGUGACCUGCCGCGAUUCACCCCGCUUCUGUGGAAGAACGAGCAGCACAAAUUCGUAUCUGCGCCGACGGUGGUGCGAACAGGCUGUAUGAUGAAAUGCCGAUGUUGUUCCCUGAUGAAACCGCCUUAGCUGUUCGUCAAAGGUAUAAGCCAGAAUUAAUAAAGGGAGACAUGGAUUCUGUUAGGGAAGAAGUUUCACAGUUCUACAGAGCUUUGGGAACCAGGGUAGUUGAUGCUUCAGAUGACCAGGACACAACAGAUUUGCAUAAAUGCAUUGCAUAUAUUCGAGAUUUACCUAAUCUGAAGAAUGAAAAUGCAAGUACUUGUGUCCUUGUUGCUGGAGCACUAGGUGGAAGAUUUGAUCACGAGGCUGGCAAUAUCAACGUUCUCUGCCAUUUCUCAAGCACACAGAUAGUUCUUCUAUCUGAUGAUUGCCUCAUCCAACUUCUUCCCAGUAGUCAUCUUCAUGAGAUCCAUAUUCAUCCCACCAUUGAAGGACCGCAUUGUGGUCUCGUACCCAUCCGCGGGCCAUCCAAAAGUAGCACCACGACAGGGCUUCAGUGGAAUCUCUCUGAUACAGAAAUGAAAUUCGGUGGCCUUAUUAGCACAUCAAACUUGGCAAAAGAUGAAAUAGUGACCGUUCGAUCAGAUUCUGAUCUCCUUUGGACUGUAUCCCUCAAAAAGAUCGGAUGACUGAAAUAGUAUUCGCCACUACGAUGAGAAAUUGGUGAAUGGAAGCUACUCAUGAGGAUUUUGCUAUGCGUUAAUUGGGCUGAAGAUGAUCAUUUGAUUGCGGAGAAGCUCUUAAGAAUAUUCUUAAAAGUGGAAUUAUUGUUUGAAGCAAGAAAUUGGUGUAUUAGCUCGCAUGUGUAUACUUAAUAUAAACGUUUAUUCACACUUAGGAUGGCAGAUGUAGUAUGUAUUACACCAAUCAAUCCAUCUGGAAAGGUUGAUGACAGUUUUCCAAGUUUUUGUUGAUAAAAUUAUAGUACUAUGGUUUGAUUGGUUUCGUAGUAAUAAUUUCUUUCUUUUA
Molecule: messenger RNA, 1116 nt
Organism: Salvia splendens (bonfire salvia)
Lineage: Eukaryota; Viridiplantae; Streptophyta; Magnoliopsida; Lamiales; Lamiaceae
Product: thiamine pyrophosphokinase 1
Exons: 7
Coding region: 180-776 (198 amino acids)
Biological process (GO): thiamine diphosphate biosynthetic process; thiamine metabolic process
Molecular function (GO): thiamine binding; ATP binding; thiamine diphosphokinase activity
Source: RefSeq, a predicted model, not a curated record